CUAAUUUUGGCGGAAGUACUACUCGAGUCUCUUUUCCGGCGGCCAUAGCGACAAGUCGGCAGGCAGCCAUCAUGAAGCUCAAUACCUUCGUGACCUCCUCACGUCGCAAGAACCGUAAGAGGCAUUUCAAUGCCCCAUCACACAUCCGCAGGAAGAUCAUGUCCUCUCCUCUGUCCAAAGAGCUCCGACAGAAAUACAGUGUGAGAUCAAUGCCCAUCCGUAAGGAUGAUGAGGUCCAGGUUGUCCGGGGACACUACAAAGGCCAGCAGAUCGGCAAAGUUGUGCAGGUCUACAGGAAAAAGUACGUGAUCUACAUCGAGCGUGUGCAGCGUGAGAAGGCCAAUGGCACCACAGUCCAUGUUGGCAUCCACCCCAGCAAGGUGGUGAUCACCAGGCUAAAGCUCGACAAGGACCGCAAGAAGAUCCUUGAACGUAAGGCCAAGUCCCGACAGGCUGGCAAGGAGAAGGGCAAAUACAAGGAGGAGACUAUUGAGAAGAUGCAGGAGUAAAAUGCUUCUUUUGCUAACAAUAAAAGACUGUAAAAAACUGA
Messenger RNA from Paramisgurnus dabryanus, 550 nucleotides. RefSeq names its product ribosomal protein L26 (gene rpl26). Gene Ontology annotation, biological process: translation. NCBI's taxonomy places the organism in Eukaryota, Metazoa, Chordata, Actinopteri, Cypriniformes, Cobitidae. Gene Ontology annotation, cellular component: ribosome; large ribosomal subunit. The record is from RefSeq and is a predicted model, not a curated record. Gene Ontology annotation, molecular function: structural constituent of ribosome; RNA binding.